Lindgomyces ingoldianus is the source of this 2032-nucleotide messenger RNA. Its product is annotated as hexokinase-1. Gene Ontology annotation, cellular component: cytosol; mitochondrion. The record is from RefSeq and is a predicted model, not a curated record. Gene Ontology annotation, biological process: glucose 6-phosphate metabolic process; glycolytic process; intracellular glucose homeostasis. The transcript has 3 exons. Lineage: Eukaryota; Fungi; Ascomycota; Dothideomycetes; Pleosporales; Lindgomycetaceae. Gene Ontology annotation, molecular function: ATP binding; mannokinase activity; fructokinase activity. Bases 235 to 1881 code for a protein of 548 amino acids.
CGGCCCGCCUGAAAUUUUUGUGCAUUGCGAUCCACUAGCUGCCGGAGAUCUUGCUGGCUUCUAGUUACGGCGUGUCUGAUAUACUGGAUUGCAAACGACAGCUCCGCGCAAGCAUCUUAGCCCCGCUGUCACCAUCAAUAAAAACAUCAUCUGCUGCCCCCAGCCCGAGACUGCCCGUUGGCCCUCCCUUUCCCAGGCCUCCCUGCUGCUGAAACGUCUUCAAAAGGCCGCCGCAUGACGCUCUCGCCGGAGUCUGACUGCGCCCGCGACAACACAUCAAUUCCCUCCGUCACCGUCGUGGACCACUAUCGCUGCCGACUUAUAAAACCCAUGUUCGACUUCUGGCAGAGCCUACUGGCGGCUCUCGAGCGCAUCGUCAUGCUACCCUCGCUUAUCCAGUCCGUGUUCCCGCUACCGUCUCGAAAACGGGUGCGAGGAGAUGCUGCGGGUACAGUGCGAACCUACGACCGAACCAUGGACGACCUUCUGGGUGAGGUUCAACGCUUGUUUGAGGCUCCGCUCGAGCCCGCAAAGCUCCUUGCAAUGUCCGGGAAGCUACAGGACCAGUUCGCCCCAAAGCUACAGGAGAGCAACAUCUGCAUGUUGCCUUCCUACAACCACAAACUCCCCACCGGACUUGAGCAAGGCACCUACCUGGCGUUGGAUGUCGGCGGUUCCACGUUCCGUGUUGCUGUGGUGGAAUUGAGCGGGAAGCAACAACCGGGGUCUAAGAGCAUGCGCAUCGUAACAAUGAAGAGCUACAAGAUUGACAAUUCGGUUCGGUCAUUGAGGGGCCAUGCUUUCUUCGAUUGGAUGGCCGAAAAGAUUGAGUCUGCUGUUAUGGAUCCGCAGGUGAAGAAAAUCAAUGGCACCAAAUCGUUCCCCAUGGGCCUCGCUUGGUCCUUCCCAGUUGAACAAACCUCAAUUCGAAGUGGAAAUCUUCUUGAUAUGGGGAAGGGAUUUCGUGCAACAGAAGGCCUCAUGGGCCAGGAUCUCAGCGAGCUGAUCAUGGCCCCAUGCAGGAAACGAAAUCUUCCAGUACAUAUGGACUCCAUUAUCAACGAUUCAUCCGCUACCUUACUAUCUCGUGCUUACGAAGACCCCUCGACCCGCUUCGCCGUUAUUCUAGGAACCGGUUUCAACAUUGCCGUACAUCUUCCUACCAAUGCCCUUGCAGCUUCGAAAUUCCACGGGUACCCACAGAAAUGGCUUAAUGAAGCGUCCCAUGUCCUCGUGAACACGGAACUGAGCAUGUUCGGCAAGAACGUAUUCCCGACAACAAAAUGGGACGACUACCUCAACGAAACGCACGUCAGACCUGAUUUCCAGCCCUUCGAGCACCUCAUCAGCGGGCGGUAUCUCGGAGAAAUCGUGCGACUAAUCCUCGUCGAGGCCGUGAAAACGGCAGGGCUUUUCAGCGGCGAGCUACCACAGAAACUUGACGAGUCGUAUUCCUUUGAGACUGGAACUAUCGCCGCCAUGGAGAUGGAUGAAUCUAAGAACCUCACCCAAGCGAUUGCGAUAUUCCAGUCUAGACAUCCAUGUUCGAAACCGCCGAGCUACAACGACAUCUCAUUCAUCCGCCAGGUCUCGCAACUGGUUUCUCACCGUGCGGCAGCCUAUCUUGCGGCUGGUAUCCACGCACUUUGGUCUCUACGGAUAAAGUCCGAGGGCUUGACGCCCGCGUCUGCCGGAAGGCUGGCAAUAGGCUGCAAUGGCUCCGUAAUCGAGAAAUACCCGCUCUUCAGAGAACUGUGUCAGAGCCACCUAGACGAGUUGACGACGUUGAGCGGGGCUGAGCCCAAGUCAAUCGCUCUCGAGGUCGCAGUAGAAUCGGCGAUCUUUGGGGCUGCGGUUGCUGUCUCAACACUUGAGGCUUGAGCAUGAGUGUGAGCAUGAAAUAUCAGCCGGAUCGAAAUGUUAGUGAUAAAGUUCGUUGCACUGUGCUGUUUUAUACCCCUUUGAGUCACGUUGAUGUGCUGGUUGAACCAAGGGUGGGUGUUUUUAUUGCAUAUAUGUUGUUUCAUCUCUC